Akanthomyces muscarius is the source of this 1188-nucleotide messenger RNA. RefSeq lists its product as uncharacterized. The record is from RefSeq and is a predicted model, not a curated record. The transcript has 3 exons. Gene Ontology annotation, biological process: proteolysis. The coding region runs from base 1 to 1188 and encodes 395 amino acids. Gene Ontology annotation, cellular component: fungal-type vacuole. Gene Ontology annotation, molecular function: aspartic-type endopeptidase activity. NCBI's taxonomy places the organism in Eukaryota, Fungi, Ascomycota, Sordariomycetes, Hypocreales, Cordycipitaceae.
AUGAAGAGCACCUUGAUCGCCGCGGCCGCCCUUGCCGGCUCCGCCCAGGCCGGAAUUCACAAGAUGAAGCUCCAGAAGAUCCCUCUUGCUGAGCAGCUGACUGGUGCUUCUUUCGAGGCACAGGCUCACCAGCUUGGCCAGAAGUACCUUGGCGCCCGCCCUGCCAGCCGCGCCGACAUCAUGUUCAACAACCAGGUUGCCGAGUCCAAGGACGGCCACCCCGUUCCUGUCACCAACUUUGCCAACGCUCAGUACUUCUCCGAGAUCCAAAUCGGUACUCCUCCCCAGACCUUCAAGGUUGUCCUCGACACUGGUUCCUCCAACCUCUGGGUUCCUUCUCAGUCGUGCAGCAGCAUUGCUUGCUUCCUUCACUCCACAUAUGACUCGUCCUCGUCUUCCACUUACAAGAAGAACGGCAGCGAUUUUGAGAUCCACUACGGCUCUGGCAGCCUGACUGGCUUCGUCUCCAACGACGUUGUCACCAUUGGUGACCUCAAGAUCAAGAACACCGACUUUGCCGAGGCCACUAACGAGCCUGGCCUGGCUUUUGCUUUCGGUCGCUUCGACGGUAUUCUGGGUCUUGGCUAUGACUCCAUCUCCGUCAACAAGAUGGUCCCUCCCUUCUACCAGAUGAUCAACCAAAAGCUCAUUGACAAGGCUGUCUUUGCCUUUUACCUUGGUAAGGAGGAUGAGGGCAGCGAGGCCAUUUUUGGCGGUGUCGACAAGGAUCACUACACGGGCAAGAUUGAGUACAUUCCUCUCCGCCGCAAGGCUUACUGGGAGGUCGACUUUGACGCCAUUGCUUUCGGCGACGAGGUUGCUGAGCUCGAGAACACUGGUGUCAUCCUGGACACCGGCACGUCCCUGAACACUCUUCCCACCGACCUUGCCGAGCUCCUCAACGCCGAGAUUGGCGCCAAGAAGGGCUUCGGUGGCCAGUACACCAUUGACUGCGCGAAGCGCGACUCGCUCCCCGAUAUCACCUUUACCCUGGCCGGCUCCAACUACACCCUGCCCGCUAGCGACUACAUCCUGGAGCUUGGUGGCAGCUGCGUCUCUACCUUUACUCCCCUCGACAUGCCUGAGCCCGUUGGUCCUCUCGCCAUUCUCGGCGAUGCCUUCCUCCGCCGCUACUACAGCGUCUACGACCUCGAGAAGGGUGCUGUCGGUCUCGCCAGGGCCAAGUAA